This is a messenger RNA of Suncus etruscus (white-toothed pygmy shrew), 963 nucleotides long. Its product is annotated as olfactory receptor 1038-like. NCBI's taxonomy places the organism in Eukaryota, Metazoa, Chordata, Mammalia, Eulipotyphla, Soricidae. Gene Ontology annotation, biological process: sensory perception of smell; G protein-coupled receptor signaling pathway. Gene Ontology annotation, molecular function: olfactory receptor activity; G protein-coupled receptor activity; odorant binding. The transcript is spliced from 2 exons. The coding region runs from base 1 to 963 and encodes 320 amino acids. The record is from RefSeq and is a predicted model, not a curated record. Gene Ontology annotation, cellular component: membrane.
AUGGCUGAAGAAAACAUCACUUAUGUCACUGAAUUUAUUCUUAAAGGAAUAACAGACAGACCGGAACUCCAAGCCCCAUGCUUUAUAUUAUUUUUCAUCAUCUAUUCAGUCACAGUGGUAGGGAACCUGGGACUGAUCACUGUAAUCAGGAUAGAUAGCAGACUUCACACCCCAAUGUACUUCUUCCUGAGUCAUUUAGCCUUUGUGGAUGUUUGUUACUCUUCUGCAAUCACGCCCAAGAUGAUGAUGAAUUUUGUGGUGGAACAAAACACUAUACCUUUUUAUGCAUGUGCAACUCAGCUGGGCUGUUUUCUUACCUUCAUGAUCACUGAGAGUUUCCUUCUGGCUUCCAUGGCCUAUGAUCGCUAUGUGGCCAUCUGCAGUCCCCUACAUUAUACAACACUGAUGUCCAAAUCCGUCUGUAUUCGACUAGUGGCAGUUCCCUAUAUCUACAGCUUUCUGGUUGCUCUAUUCCACACCAUUGUUACCUUCCGUCUAACCUACUGUGGUCCCAAUGUCAUUAAUCAUUUCUAUUGUGAUGAUCUUCCUCUCCUGGCAUUGUCCUGCUCAAACACACACAUCAAAGAAAUUCUCAUCUUUGCUUUUGCUGGUUUCAAUAUGAUCUGUUCUUCUUCUAUUGUUCUAACCUCCUACAUCUUCAUCAUUGCUGCUAUCCUGAAGAUCCGCUCUAACCAGGGUCGCCGCAAGGUCUUUUCUACCUGUGGAUCUCAUAUGAUGGCUGUCACAGUUUUCUAUGGGACAUUGAUUUUUAUGUACCUCCAGCCUAAAUCUAACCAUUCCUUGGACACAGACAAAAUGGCAUCUGUAUUUUAUACAGUGGUCAUCCCCAUGUUGAACCCCUUAAUCUAUAGCCUAAGAAAUAAAGAAGUGAAAGAUGCCUCCAAAAAGGCACUGGAAAAGGUGUGUGCAUCUUUAAAUAUAUUAAAAGGAUUGAAACUGUGA